AUGAAUAAUAAGUAGCGAAUAGCAAAAUAUAAGGAGAAAGUGAAUGAUGUAAUUGAGAAAAUGAUGUAUGAACUGUUUAAAUAAUAACCUGAAAACUAUGUAAAUAAAUUAGUUUAUGAAAGAUUGAUUGGAUGAUGGAAUAUUUAGAAUAAGUUAAAAGGAAUUCAUUAAAGAGUCAAUAAGCAAAGUUUGAAGUAGAAUACAAUUUAUCAUCUGAAGAAGAAGAGAAUGAAGAAGUUGAAGAAUUACCAUAGCCAGUUAAAAAUACAAAAGGUUUUAGAAGUUCUGUAAGUGCAGAAGUAUUUGGAAUGCACAAUAAGAAAGAGAAUUUUAUACCAAGAGUAAUUCCAAAGACAGAAGAAUAGAAAUAAUAGAUAUUAGAGAAAUUAAUGAAAGUGUUUAUGUUUUCAGCUUUAGGCUAAAAUGAAUAAGAAAUAGUAGUAAAUGCAAUGGAGGAAAAACAUUACUAAAAAGACUAAUGGGUUAUUAAUUAGGGAGAUGAUGGAGGUGAGCUUUACAUAGUAUUUUCUGGUGAACUUGAUUGUUUUAGAAGAAUGAAAGCAACAGAUACAGAAUAAAAAUAUCUUAAGGAAUAUAAAUCAGGAGAUAUGUUUGGAGAAUUAUCUCUUUUGUAUAAUGCACCUAGAGCAGCAUCAAUUUAAGCUAAAAGAGAUUCUAUUUUAUUUGCAUUAGAUAGAAGCACAUUUAAUAAUAUUGUUAAAGAUGCUACUAUUAAGAAAAGAUAACAAUAUGAAGAUGUUUUAUCUAAGGUAGAAUUAUUAUAAUCUAUGGAUACAUAUGAAAAGACAUAAAUAUGUGAUGGUUUAAAAGAAUAAGUCUAUUCUAAAGGUUAAAUUAUUAUUUAAGAGGGAGAAGAAGGUGAUAAGUUUUAUAUGGUUGCAGACGGAACUUUAAUUGCUUAUAAAUAAAACAAUGGCUCAUCUGAACAAGUCUUACGUUAUCAAACUGGAGAUUAUUUUGGUGAAUUAGCAUUAAUUCAUAAAGUACCAAGAUAAGCUACAAUCAAAGCUGAAGUAUUUUAUAUUAAUUAAAUUUUAUAGACUGAUUGCACUGUUGUUUAUUUGGAUAGCAACUCAUUUUUGAGAUUGCUAGGACCUGUUGAAGAUAUUUUAAGAAGAAAUGCAGCAAAUUAUAAAAAAUUCAUUUCGAAUUAAUGA
Messenger RNA from Paramecium sonneborni, 1178 nucleotides. The record is from the annotation of a GenBank genome assembly. NCBI's taxonomy places the organism in Eukaryota, Ciliophora, Oligohymenophorea, Peniculida, Parameciidae.